UCAUAUAUAUAUAUACAUAUAAUAACGCCGCCCCAAAAGAGAAAGUAGGAAGACAGAGAGGGACAGAAGCCGAACCUCAAAGAAGCCAUGGGAAGAGCUCCUUGCUGUGACAAAGCCAACGUGAAGAAAGGGCCAUGGGCACCAGAAGAAGAUGCCAAGCUCAAGGCUUACAUCGAACAACAUGGCACCGGAGGCAACUGGAUCACACUCCCGCAGAAGAUCGGUCUUAAACGAUGUGGAAAAAGCUGCCGGCUCCGAUGGUUGAACUACCUCCGUCCGAACAUCAAGCACGGUGGAUUCUCCGAAGAAGAAGACAACAUCAUUUGUAACCUCUACAUAAGCAUCGGAAGCAGGUGGUCUAUCAUUGCAGCGCAGUUACCGGGCCGCACAGAUAAUGAUGUAAAGAACUACUGGAACACAAGGUUGAAGAAGAAGCUAUUGGGCAAGCAGCGGAAAGAACAGCAGGCGCGGAGAGCUUGUGGAGUAAAGCAAGAGCUGAAGAAUGGGAAUGUGAAUUUCAUGGCUGCUGCCGAAACCGCCAGCCAAACGCCAUAUUGGCCGGACCCGCCUGUCCCUGCUCCAUUGCCAUACCCUAACCAAGAUCCACAUACCAAUGAUCACUCAGCCAUCAGGAAGCUUCUGAUUAAGCUUGGGGGAAGGUUUUCAAAUGAUCAUCAGCAACCCAAUUGUGAUUUGGGAAAUUUCCAGUGCCCACUCGAUAUCACCGCUGGCCAACAUCUCUAUGAAAAUUCCAUCAAUUUGGUAUCCUCUUCGACGUCUGCGCAUUCCUACGCUGAUGCUUGUUCUUUGUUAUUUAGCACCCAACACAACAUCAACGACCCGGGCAUGCACGCAUCGUCAGAGGGUCUAAAUGGAAUUCCCCUCCAACUCGAUGAGCUGGUUUAUGGCAGUGGGCCACAUAAAUUAGAAGGCUUUGAUUGCUUCUAUGGAGUGAACAUGGUAGAUGACUGCAAUGGAACUUGUUCAGGUGAGACCACCAGUUGGGGUGACACGAGCACUUCGGUGUGCCCUCCACCAUUCUCCAACCAUGAGGGCUACCAACAAAGCAUGCUCCAUGACUGCACCACGGCCGAUGACUCAAGGUACUUUGCCGCCCGAUAACUGCACUGUACAUGGAUGGUGUAAAUUUGUACCAUUACUGAAAUCCGGGUCGGAUAGUCUAAAAAAAAAAAACCUGCUAAUAAGCUCACUCGGAGAUUUGUUCCCUUCACCCAUUCGAUUUCGUUUCACGCCCUCGGAUUUGUUUUAUUUCUAGAGUGAGUAAUUUGAACAUGUUGGAUUGGUCUUAUUCUUCUUUUCAUCUCAUUUCCUUGCAUUUU
Molecule: messenger RNA, 1340 nt
Organism: Magnolia sinica
Lineage: Eukaryota; Viridiplantae; Streptophyta; Magnoliopsida; Magnoliales; Magnoliaceae
Product: transcription factor RAX3-like
Exons: 3
Coding region: 88-1122 (344 amino acids)
Source: RefSeq, a predicted model, not a curated record